Messenger RNA from Hydractinia symbiolongicarpus, 1659 nucleotides. RefSeq lists its product as uncharacterized. NCBI's taxonomy places the organism in Eukaryota, Metazoa, Cnidaria, Hydrozoa, Anthoathecata, Hydractiniidae. The transcript is spliced from 4 exons. The record is from RefSeq and is a predicted model, not a curated record. The coding region runs from base 1 to 1659 and encodes 552 amino acids.
AUGUCGUAUUACCAGGUCCCCAGAAGUUAUAGCACCAUGCAUCCAACUUUGAAUCCAUCCCUUUCUCUGCACCCCACGUUACAAUCAACCUUAGAUAAUUUCUUUGAAAAUGGAGAAGUGAAAUUUCUAGUUGUUUUGCAAGAUGUGCUAGCUGUUGAUUCCACUGAAAAGUCUUGGCUGCUGAAAGCUAACCCGGAUAACUCCCACAGUGUUCUUUCUCAGCAAUCAACAGAACCUGACCAUCUUAGCACUAUGAAAUGGAAACAACCUAUUGCUUGGCCGAAGUCAAUUGACACAAAAUUGUGGAAUUCCCUUGAUGAUGCAGUUUUCCACAAUCUUCUAGGCUCUUACCCAUUGUCAAAAAAAGUGGAGCUGUUGGAAUCAACAAUUUACUACCAUGCGUCUCACCUGUUUGGUGUAAGGUCACUUCCCCAGCACAACCUAUCAGGUUUGAACAGGAAAGCUUUACGCAGCAUCAGUUUGGUGAACGAGAAGAACAAUCUACUCCGAACUCUUAAGAGCACAUCUGACCCAGUUGAGAAAAGCAACAUGCAAAACCUUUUAGAUGAUAUAUUGGCCAAGUUAAGGUUACUUCGCAGAGGUGAGCGGAAUAAGAAAAGACGUUGGAAAAUCUCGAAUGCACGCCGGGCUUUCUCUAGGAAUCCUUAUCUGGCUGGAAAAAAUAUUUUAGAUCCCAAAUGUUCAAUAAAACUUGAAGUUGCCCGGAACGAAAUGGAUUCACACAACCAUUCAACCUUGAACGAUCCUUCACGCCAUAUACCUCUUUCAGAUCUCCCUGGAUUGCCUUCACCACCAAAUCCAGUCUCAGCUUUUGAUUCUUCCAAGCUAAAGUUCAAGGAUUUCCAAGCUGUCCUACAUUCCCGUAGAAAUGCUUCUUCUCCUAGGCUGAACCAAAUUCCUUACACAGUAUGUAAGAAUUGUCCUCAUACUGCAUCGUUUCUGUUUAACAUUUUUCAAGCUUGUCUAAAGAAGUUUUUUAUUCCUGUGCAAUGGAGAAUUGCAUCUGAAGUUUAUAUACCUAAAAAUAACACACCUUGUCCAUCCAACAUAAAGGAUUUUCGCCCCAUAGCUCUUCUGAAUGUUGAAGGAAAGCUCUUUUUUAGUUUGAUUUCCAAGCGGUUAGAAUCGCAUAUUAUAAAAAAAAACUUCAUUAAUACUUCCAUUCAAAAAGGUUGUAUGGAAAAAGUUCCGGGUUGCUGGGAACACAUGUCUCUUGUUUGGUCCACACUUAAGAAUGCGAAGGCACAACAUUCUUCACUUUCAGCCAUAUGGCUUGAUAUUGCUAAUGCGUACCCUUCAGUUCCGCACAAGCUGAUUUUUAUGGCUCUGAGACGCUAUGGUGUACCAGAAUCAUGGAUAAGGCUCAUACAACUAUACUACGACAGCCUGUGGAGUAAGUCUUUUUCGGCUUCUGCUCCUUCCAGUUGGCAUCAACACUGUAAGGGAAUUUUUAUCGGCUGUACACUUUCCAUUAUACUAUUUCUUGCAGCUAUAAACGUUAUUAUUGAGUGUACAACAGCUCUUGAUUGGGUAGGCAUGUCGUUUAGGCCUUCUAAAUCACGCAGCAUUGUUAUUGAUAAGGGAAAAGUCGUCCAAAGUUCACCGUUUACAAAUCCGCUGGCCAUUAUUAAUUUAUGA